Molecule: messenger RNA, 2069 nt
Organism: Penicillium subrubescens
Lineage: Eukaryota; Fungi; Ascomycota; Eurotiomycetes; Eurotiales; Aspergillaceae
Exons: 3
Coding region: 472-1680 (402 amino acids)
Source: RefSeq, a predicted model, not a curated record
GUAAGCGCCCACCCCUAUCACCCUGGCAGGUCGCUGCUUGAUUCGACAGGGACUUUUCACAUUUCUCCCCCCUCUCCCCUCCCCAAAGUAGCUAAAGCGCUGAAGGUGCCAUUCGUCUCCUCAUCUGCAUAUUUUCCUCGCGCUACUCACAGCGCCCGUACUUUCUUCCUUGACGGUAACCCUCUCCACCUCGAGCAUCCCACCCGGUGACGGCCGCUGGGGAGAGAGAGCGAGAGCUGCUGGACACUGAAAAAAGAAGCUUUGCCCUCACGAACUGCUCUUGCCUCCUGCGUUGUUCCUGUCCGAUCCUGCAUUGAACCUCGUUUCUUGUUCCCAUGAGAGCUUGAUCGCCAUCUCCCGGCGCUAGGCCUCAAUCCUUCAUCUGCCCCUCACCAUUUCCAUCCUGGUCUUGUCUGUCGCAGAUAGAAGCAAACGUUGUCGAGUGUACAUUGCGCCCACGUCUCAUCCAUAAUGACUGGGUCGUGGGGCUAUAAUCUGCGAUCGCCUGGAAAGCUGGCGAUUGCGCUGCUUACGGCCCUCAUCAGCAAUCCUGUACCGGGUGCCCUUGGAUUGAAGACGACGGGAGGAUCGCCAUGUGCGAGUAUCUGCAAUAAAGUAUCCACCAACACAACUGCGUCGGAAAUUGUCUGUCUAGACAAUCACUAUGACGAGACCAAGGGAAAGACCUUUGAGGACUGCGUCACCUGCCAGUUGAAAAGCACGUAUGUAGAUCGGCUGAGCGGCGAGACGGAUGUAAACUGGGGUCUCUAUAACCUGCGAUACGCAUUUACAACGUGUGUAUUCGGAUUUCCGGCGUCCGCAGCGAAUAUCUCCACUCCAUGCACUGUUGGCUGCGGCAGCAUUGAAAGCGCCGUGGAAGUCGAUCUCACCACUCCCAGCGCGAACAACUUCAAUGACUGGUGCUCGGCAACUGGCUUUGCCGACAAUGUCAUCAAUGAUUGCGAGUUCUGCUAUAACCUGACCUACCGGCAAGUCAAUCCGCAGGUGUACAUGGCGAACUUCCUCGAAUCCAUCCGGUAUAAUUGCCAUUACAAAGCCACUAUAGGCUUUCCCUUUGACAUUGCCCCAUCACGCAUUUUCACCGAGACCCUCCUCCCCUCGAGCAUGUCCCUCCCCACUCCCACCUCCACCGGGUCCGGCGUAAACCUAGGCGUUGUCAUCGCCGUGCCGAUCGUGGGCUUCAUAAUCAUCCUCUGCAGCCUGGGCGUCUGCUGUUUCUUCUUCAUCCGCUGGCGGCGCAAGAGCGUCGGUCGCGGUCGCUACCAUGAUCAUCUGUACGCCCGCUGGAAUGAUACCUCAAUCAGCACACCCCAACAGGUCCAGGGUGGCUGGGGCUCUCCUCAGCAAAUGCACGCUGCUGGAUAUGGCACUUAUGAUCCCGGGUACGGCCCCGGCUUUGGGUUCACCGAUAACCACGGUCAAACCCAUCCGACCGGGUACGGGAAUGAUUAUUCCAAGAAUACGUACUCGUACGAACUGACGGAGACGUCUCCGUCAAACUACCAUGCCACGCCACAAAUGGGCGGGUAUGGAUUCGAGCCGGAUCGCAAAGAUCCAUACUCGGAUGAGAUCACGCAGUCACCGCCGCCGCCUGCGCCGUAUGUUUCACCGCAUAUGGGUCACGGCGACUUUGAGCCGGAUAAUAAACACCCUCUGUGAUGGAGAGCUGUUUCUGUUUCCCGGAUAGACGGUGAAAAGUAAAGUGUUCUGUGCGUCUUUGGUUAGCGAGUUUGUUCUAGAGCAGGCUUGUCGCACAUGUUGAAUUGUUGAUACCAUGCCACACCUAAUGUUAUGAUUUUAUGGGAUGGCUCUGAACUGUUUGGGAAGUGUUGUACUUACCAAUCACGUCUGACGGCGUUGGCGUUGUCUGGUUUGAUCUCCUUGAGUGGACUACUGUUAUAUCCCCUCCACGUUGCGAUACCAUAUUCUUCAUUCCUUUUUGAAUCGUUCAGCGAGAGAGAGUCGAAUCGAAUACUUGUCUUCAAGACCAUCAUCAUCCCCUUUGCCAUGGAGUAGUCGACAGUAAUCAAGUAGAAUGGAAAACCACA